Messenger RNA from Sphaeroforma arctica JP610, 561 nucleotides. RefSeq lists its product as hypothetical. The coding region runs from base 1 to 561 and encodes 186 amino acids. Lineage: Eukaryota; Ichthyosporea; Ichthyophonida. The transcript has a single exon. The record is from RefSeq and is a predicted model, not a curated record.
AUGCAAGUUAAAAAUUUGGUUGGUAUGUGGCUAGAGACAGGUGGCCAAAUGAGUUUUGACUCAGAAUAUCUAUUGGAAGACUUCGUACUACGCUAUCGCGAGCAGCUGCGCACGGUGCGUUUGGUAGAGCCAAUCGCUGACAUUAGUACGCUCGUCUCGUGUUGGAAUAUACGUUCUGUGGAUAUGAACGGCAAUGCAGACGUAUAUAGCAUCCGCGCCCUUGGCGACUGUCGGAGUCUGCAGAGUCUGUCCACGUCACAAUGUGGUGAAGUCAAGGACAUAGCAGCUCUUGCUACUUUACCGGCUCUGCACACACUUGAUGUGAGCGGCAAUAGGUAUUUGCAGCCUCUGUCUUCUUGCACGACAAUAGUCAAAUUGGAUAUAAGUGAUAGCGUUAGUUUAACGGAUAUAAGCCCUCUUCGCUUCCUUCAAAAUCUGCGUGAGCUGGACCUGACCUAUUGCCUCGAACUUAGUGAUUUCAGUCCCUUGGCCGCGUGUACCGCACUGCAAUCACUGAACAUAAACCGUACGGCGACAUCUGCCCUCUCCAAUCCUGUGUAG